Oryzias latipes (Japanese medaka) is the source of this 2182-nucleotide messenger RNA. It is a transcript of the gene sms, whose product is annotated as spermine synthase. Gene Ontology annotation, biological process: spermine biosynthetic process. The record is from RefSeq and is a predicted model, not a curated record. NCBI's taxonomy places the organism in Eukaryota, Metazoa, Chordata, Actinopteri, Beloniformes, Adrianichthyidae. Gene Ontology annotation, molecular function: spermine synthase activity.
UUCCCACAGACCAUGCGCGGCGAUUGGAGUCGAGCUUGUCCCCGCCUUCCAGCGAGCCGCAGCCAGUGAAAGUCCCGUUCGCGGCGGUCCAGCCCUCCUCUUCGGUCCGCGGAGUGAGUUACUGAAGCUGCGGCAGUAGCAGGGCCCUCCCUCUGUCUCUGCCGUUAAAUAUUCGCAGCCGGUUUUCCAGGCAUGGAUGUCGGUUGCAGUACGAUAUGGCAGUGCGACAUUACACUCUCGAUUUUAACCUCUCCACGGCAGGUAGGACAGCCACAGAAAUUGAGUGUGCCUCGGUAGUUCCUGGUCUGCUGUCCAUCUUCCAUGAGCAGGAGUUGGCGGAGACCAUUCAUGACACAAAUGGGCACGGGUACCUUGCAACAUUUGUUGGGAAGAAUGGCCGACUUGUCAUUCUGCGUGUGCACUCCCAUGGCUUGGUGACCAUUGAUCUGCAGUGCUAUGAAGAGGAUAAUGCUGCACAGUUAGACAAUCUUUUGAAUUCUCUGGAAAAGAAGUUAAAAGUGAUUUUGAAUGGAAACAUAGCAAGGACUAAAAAGCUGCCACCUCUGGUGCGAGGAGCAGAAGUCGACAGAUACUGGCCGACAGCUGAUGGCAGACUGGUGGAGUACGAUAUCGACAAGGUGGUGUACGAAGAAGAUUCUCCAUACCAAAACAUAAAGAUAUUGCACUCGAAGCAGUAUGGAAACAUCCUAGUGCUGGAUGGCGACGUCAAUCUGGCAGAGAGUGAUUAUGCCUACACCCAGGCUAUUACAGGGAACGGGAAAGAGAAUUAUGCUGGGAAAGAGGUUCUGAUAUUAGGAGGAGGAGACGGAGGGAUCCUUGCUGAGUUGGUCAAACAUAAGCCAAAGAUGAUCACUAUGGUGGAGAUUGACCAGAAGGUGAUAGAUGGGUGCAAGACGCACAUGAGAAAAACCUGUGGAAACAUCCUGGACACCUUGAGGGGAGACUGCUAUCAGAUAUUUAUUGAAGACUGUGUUCCCCUGCUAAAGAAAUAUGUCCGGGAAGGCAGGACAUUUGAUUACGUAAUAAAUGACCUCACUGCAAUCCCAAUAUCCACAUCGCCAGAGGAAGAUUCUACAUGGGAGUUCCUUCGUCUCAUUUUAGACCUGUCAAUUCGUGUCCUACAUCCAAAGGGAAAAUAUUUCACACAGGGUAAUAGUGCAAAUCUGACUGAAGCACUGAGUCUGUACGAGGAGCAGCUGGGAAAACUCUCAUGUCCCGUGGACUUCCAUAAACAGGUGGUGUGUGUGCCCUCCUACCUGGAGCAAUGGGUUUUCUACACAGCAUGGAAGAAGUAAAGACUUUCGUUCUGAGGAUUUUUCCAGCAGCUGAAAUGUAAACGCGUGGAAGGAUUUUUUUUUUUUUUUAAAUGUCUCCUGUAGUUCCAAAGAUGUUGAUGGUCAUGUCAACACAAAAAAUGUAAGCUAAAAAGAUUUAGUUCUGACUUGUCCAUUCUCUUCCUUUUAACCUGGUUCUCGUUUUAGCGGGCUCCAUGCCCUCUCUACUCCAAAAUCCAUACUCAGACUGCCUCUUCCUCUUCUUCCCGAUGUUUUAGUUGUGUUUUAAAUUUGUUGCUUUAAAAGUGUAUUUCAAUUUUGUCUAUAUUUUAUAUGUUCAUUUGCUUGUGCUUUGAAGAAACUGUUAAUGUUGAUACACUGAUUUGAAACACUGAUGAUAUGUUGUAGCUUAAUUUACUCUAGAUCUGUGACUGCUUUUUCUUUUCUCUUCAUGUUGAGCUUUUAGGUUUACCUGACGUGAUGCUUUUAAGCUUGAUUUUUGUUACUGCUACCAAAAUGUGAGCUUCCUGUUCCAGGAUUGUCCUGAGGUGGUGUGAUCCUGCCGUCUGAGGCUUAAAGUGUUCAAGUCCAUAAAAAAAAAAAAAUUAAAAUUAAAAAAAGGGAAACAUCAGACACAGUAAGGCCACACAUGUCCUUGUGUGGUUUUUAUGUUCUUUUUUUCUUGGCACCUUUGAUUCCUCCUGAUGUUGUGAUUGAAUUAGGUGCAUGUAAAGGACGGUGAAUGAAGCUUGCUUAUGUAUACAGAUACCAGCACAAUUGAAAGACCCUGCAGGACAUUUAUUUAUUCAUUAAAGUUUCACUAAAUGCUGUUCUGUUCUACUUCAAGUUUUGUGAACAUCUGAAAUAAAACUGUCCUAAGUAGAAAA